This is a messenger RNA of Harpegnathos saltator (Jerdon's jumping ant), 5890 nucleotides long. It is a transcript of the gene Nup188, whose product is annotated as nuclear pore complex protein Nup188. The transcript is spliced from 6 exons. Gene Ontology annotation, biological process: protein import into nucleus; RNA export from nucleus. The record is from RefSeq and is a predicted model, not a curated record. Gene Ontology annotation, molecular function: structural constituent of nuclear pore. NCBI's taxonomy places the organism in Eukaryota, Metazoa, Arthropoda, Insecta, Hymenoptera, Formicidae. Bases 95 to 5884 code for a protein of 1929 amino acids. Gene Ontology annotation, cellular component: nuclear pore inner ring.
GGCUAUUUGAAUUAUAGUAUUUUAUAUUUAUUCAUAAACGCAUGACAUUGAAAAAUUUAUAAACAGUUUUGGAUACAAUAACAUUGUUGUCAACAUGGAAGUUGCUCCAAUGGGUAAUUUACCUUGCAGCAAAGAAUUAUGGUCCAUAAUAUCAGGUACAACGUGUUGUUGUGCUAGUGAUACUGUGGAAGACGAAAUAAAAAAUAGUACUGUAUUACUCAAGGAAGGACUCCAAUUUUUCAAGCCGUAUACAGAAGAAUCAUUACAAAGUAUUUCUAAAAGAAAUCCUCCUCCUCUUUCCCAGAUGUAUGAUUUGAUUAGUAAACUUGCUCCACUUCUUAAUUUAGAUGUUGCAAUUACAUGGGAUUUGGUAUGCAAUUUUGUCUCCUAUGAAUAUAGAAAUUGCGCAGAGACUUUUGCAUCGCAACUCUCGGAUCUUACUUCCAUGAAAAUCCUAAUCGAUGAUAUUUGGAACUUUUACUACUCUGAGAGAGUGACUUUGAUUAAAUGCCUUAAACUCAUGAUUGAGUAUAAAAAUAACGAAAGACAUCCCCAUCACAAAGAAUUUGCAAAAUUUUUUGAUAAAAUUUUGAUGGGAAAUUUACUUGAGUCUAUACGAAAACAGAUAGAAGUAUUAAAGUUUGUAAACCCGCCUAUACGAUCGCCAUUAUGUACAGAAGAUCAUUUGCAUAGAUUGUACAAUAGUACUCUGAUUGAAAUGCGUGAAUUGCUUCAUAUACUGACUGUGAUUGUACAUGAUAUUCAUGUUGCUGAUAAUGAUUUUCCCAAAUUUUAUGGAAGUAUUGGGGGUGAACCUAGACGAUUAGCAAGUACAAAGAGCCAUGAGGAUAAGGAAGCUAUCACUAAAAAAAUUGAAGAAAUACAAUAUAGUCAGGUAGCUUUGCUACUUGUAGCACUGGAUAUCAGGAAACACACUGCUAUGGAAGACUGGAUAAAUAGUGUAAGAAGUAAUAUGCAAGAAACUUUUGAGCACAAAUGCGUCCGUGAAAGUUUACCACAAGAUGGACCCCUGCUUCUGUCAUGGAUGCUGGCUAAUUACGCAAUUGAUCCAGAUAACAUAGACAUAUUAAACCGUUUCAGACCCUUCGGAAUUAAGGCUAUACAGCUCGAUGUAUUCCACUAUCUAAAAGAUUUAAUGAACUCUGAGAUGAUUCAAGAAGAGACUCACUAUGCCGAAGUGGCGCGAAGUAGUGUUUACAAUCUUCUCACUUUGGUGUGUGCCUUCAUCGAUGAGGACCGAUUAAGCGCUUUGAAUGGUAUCUUCGACGCGAUGGCUGCCACAGUCAAGUUUCCAGAAUGUGCAGCUCGAUUCUGGGAUGAGCGGAAUGACGGUUUAUGGCCAAUUUAUAAGGUUGCAGCCGAAUUAUAUCCCUACAAGUUCGAACCUCUAACCAGCAUAGCCAUCGGUCUGGCUUCCACGACAAUUGCAAGCACUAAUAAGAUCAUCUUGGAAUUGGAUAAUCUGCCAUCACUGACUUUAGAGGUUUCCCGCCAAAGAGAUCAUAACAAGCCGUUACAACCGUAUAAAGCGGAAUGCAUAAUUCAAAAGAAUUCCUUCACCAUACCGGACGAUUGCAUCCGCGAGAACAUUUUUGUGCUGUCGAACGAGAAGGAAGUAGUUUUAUUUCGUACAAAGGCAAACUAUUGGGAAGCUCUGCAUCAUAAGAUAGAACAGUUAUUUUCUCAAGCGAGCGGCGGAAUUGCAAACAUCAGCGCAGUGAUGACUGAUUUACCGGAGAACGUUUGUCAAGGUCUGAAGCUGUUGGAAGCAUUAUUGGCCAAAGACAUAGAGAUACCGUUGAACAUGGUGACCCCCACGGAACUAAGUUUCGAAAUCGUUAAUCGGUUCUCUUAUCCGGUACUGCCGACCAACUUAUACAGAAUUGUCGCAGUGUGCAUCAGUCUUUCGUCCAAAUUGAUCUUGAGAUAUCCCGAGGACAUCCUCUUGCGGAUGCGAUCUAGUGUUUAUCCGAAGUUCAACAACUGGUAUCAGAAACCAGCAGACUUCGCGGAAGCGAUCUCCUUCGACGGUGGCCUCGUGGCGUCCUGGUUAUCGGGGAUAGAAACUAUCGAGCACACUUAUCCCAUUCUGCGCGCGUUCCUUGACACGCUAUAUAAUUACCUAAUCACCAAACACAGCAAAGAAGCUAUGUACAAGAUCGAAAUACCAGGUAUGGUAUUUCUACUGCAAAGUGUGUUACCCAAACUAGAUUCGUGGUACUUCGAGUCGAACGCAGAGAGAAUCGACCUGUGGCUGAAGAGUAUGUUCUGCAUCCAUCGCGCUCUGGACUCAACUCUGCCCAAGAACGACAUCCGCAACGAGCUGCAGCACGUUGUAGUAUAUAGCCUGCUUUACUUGGAGCCGCGUCACGCGCUAUUGAAAUUAAUCCGGACGGGUGAGCGCACAUUGCACAACAAAAUGAUAACGGAAACGGACUGGAUCAGCGGGAAAGGAUUCAAGACUACCAAGAGCGUGGAACUGGCUCUAUCGAUAGUGAAUAGACUGUUGAUGUUCAGGAAAUCCCUGGGUCUAGAACGGGGCGAUAGAUCGCCUCUCGAAAUCGCUCUGUAUUCGUCCCCGUUGGUGCCCAACGGGCUCUUAAUAGUUCCGACCAUCGUUAAUUAUUUGUAUGUUUGGUUCAGCCCUUCGUUGCAGAAAAUGGCGGUUAGAUUGUUGAAGAAGUUUGCGGAAGAAUUUUCUAUGUCGCUACUCGUCUGCAUGGGGAUGGAUGGCACAUCCAUACGGGAGACCUUCGCGUUCCGAUUGACGUUGCCGACGUGUGCAAUCGACGUGAAAGUCGCCAUUCUGGAAUUGGUCGCUGUGUGCUUGGAAAAGCAACCCGGCCUGACAGAGGCCCUUUUUAACAUCAUGCAUCAAGCGGAAUGCAAGAGGAUCUUUCCACGACCGGCCGAUGAGUUUCUCACAGAAGGCUGUAGCCAAUUUCUGGACUCCUACUUGGAACGGAUGUCUAAGGAAGACGAUAUCGUGUGCGACAAGUUGUACGAUAGUACGAUGACAGUGAUGCGCGCCAUGUGGUAUCAUAGGAACGAGAUCCUCGUGAACUUCUUCCGGAAGCGGGAGAAGUUCUGGAGUUACCUGUUUGCGCCACUUUUCAAGACUCUGGUGCCCGGUGCGAAAGGUUAUUCCCAAUUGUUGGACAUAAUCACGCUGGAGUUGUACAAGAGUCCGUUGCUCGAGAACAACUUCUCGAAAAAUCUCAAGGAAUUUUUGGACAAAUCUCACGACUAUUGGAAGAAGUUGGCGAUGUAUGUCCUCGAGACUUCCAGCGAUGAUAACAAAAUCGAGGAAGAUCGUACAAAACAAGAUAAGCACAUGGACCCGUUGUACGAAAUCAAUUUAGAAUCAUGGUACCAUUUCAUCGUUAUGCUUACCGAUGAUCGAACUGCCAAAAACUAUCCGAUCAACGUGUCGCAGGCACAUCUUCUGAGCCAACUGGCUCUGGACUCUUUAUUAGAGCGGGUGAAAGAACCUAACGAUCCCAGCAGCGGUAAAAUCCCAAUGUUGCUGGCGUCUUUGUCCCUGAGGUGCAUCACCUCUUGGAAACAGAUGUGCGUCGGUGACUCGAGGAUCUUCAAGAACAGGUUAUCGCAGCUUACGCAGGAAGUAGCGCAGACCUACCGUGGCUUCGGGAAGGCCUUGCGGCAGACGUUGAUCUCGUUGCUCCUCGGCUGCGUGCAGCUGGUGAAGAGCACUUUGGCCGAGGACUCGGCGAGCCUCGAGUAUCUCUUGGCACAUUCCUGUACGAUCGCUUUCAGCGAACUGGAGGAACUAAAGGACGCCGCUCGCCGGCUGGAACACCGGAAGCAACAGCUUUCCGUCGACUUGAAGACCGACGAAAAGGACACGCAGAAGAAGGCUGACUACAACAACGCGGAGGUGCUACGUGGUAUGCGGGAAAGUCUGCCGGCGACGUUGGCUAUCUGUUUGGUGACGCAGUUGUUGCGUUCCUACGUCGAGCGCAGCGCGAGCUCCAAGCACUGUCGAAGAGCCAAUUGCGUGCAACUCCGUCAGAUGAUACCCGAGCUGAUGGCAUGCAUCGGUAAUACCUUACAAAAAUAUCCUUAUCUGAAGUUCAGCACAGCCGCGUUGAGUCUGCUCGGAGUGAUAUCGCGUUCACCGUACUGCCCACAUCCCAUCAAUGACAAUGACAUCACGAAACUGUGGCUCAGCUUGAUCCCGCCGGCGGACAUCGCUAACAGCAUGCUCGACUCGUUGUACGACGACUCAACGAACGGUCGAUGGCGUUGCCAAGAUUGGUGGCCGCUCUACACGUUGGGCCUGGAGUUCCUCAUCGGUCUGGUCACCAGCGAGUCGCAUAUGAUUUACACGGAUCACGUGAUUUUGUUCUUAAAUUCCCAUGAGCACCAGUUGAUGGUAGUGUCCACGUUGCUAAGACACACCGCCGAUCUGUUGGCUGCCGACCUCAUACAAUCGCUGGUCGCUCUCAUCCAUACGAUCGCCACACAGACGUAUACCUGGAACGCGAUUCAGCCGAGCGUACGUGAGACCCUCAUCAAGUGCAUGUACUUGGCCUACGACAGCACGGUGAACUUGUUGCUAAGGCCGCGGAUACUGAAAUUCAUCAUCGAUGGCAUAAGCGUGGAAAGCGCCGAAGAGCUUGAGUCCUGCGACAAUCGGCUGCCGAGCGGCGAGCUAAAGCUGCUGGUGAACAAGCUCAUCGUCAUCAAUACCACUUGCGCCUUGACCUUUGUCCACUUCUCACCAAAGCUGAACACCCUGGUGGACACGAUAUACACGCAAGAUUAUUGGUAUACGCCGAUGGCGGAGAUGAACUUCGGGCCGCCGCAGAUGAGCAUGAGCUCCGGCCCGCGGCUCACUUACGGGACGAUCAUUAGUUCGACCCAGCUGUUCACUCAGGCUCUCCACUCUCGUUCACAACCGACUGCUUCGUUACCGGUUUCCACCUCGUCAUUCACCUCGCAGCCCGGCCGUGAGGACAAGACGGAUUCCGCGAAGAAGGAAUGGGAACGCGCCGCGCCGGAGAACCUACGGCGUAUGCACACCAGCAAGGAUCUUAGGAGGAUCCUUCACGCGGCUUCAGGCUCCACGUCUAGGACAUCUGCAAGUCUCGGUGGCGAAUUCUUGGGAUACGUCAGUGGCCUGGACGUCACCGUACCGUUGCUCAGCAGUCCUAGAUUGGUACGUCGCCCAUAUGACCCACUGAUCUGCGAGAACACCAUACUCUCGAGAGCGACCGCCUUGGCCACCGGCAGGCACGUUACGAAGAGCAGCGGCGGUGGGGCCGCCGGUACCGGCAACGGUAGUCCGAACAUAGCGAGGAACCAUAGAUUCAGCGACCCGUGGUUCGAGUCCAUGGACGAGAACAACACGCGACUGGCGUUGGAGAUCAACUUGAUCCUGAUAUUGUCCCAGGCGCUGGAAGGAGUGAAGAGCCCCAGGCUCGCUUUGCGCGACCGUCAGCUCAUAGCGCGAGAGACCGCCACGGAGCUGGGGGUCUUCUUUGAUUUUCUCGAGCACCGCGGCACCCCCGAUAUCUGGCAGGUAAAAGGUUCCUUGAUAGAUGCGGACACCAAGAGCUCCAGGACGAUUCACAGCACAGACGAUUUGGCGCAGAAGCAUUUACCGGCGAGGCUCCAAGAGUACAGUACUGUCGACAAGGCACCGGUAUGCUCGCCCGAUCAUGAUGACUCUUCGAGUACGGAGAUGGGCCUUAGUGAGGUACGAGAGAGGAGACUCGACGAUAGUAUCCUCACUACUGGUGCGUUUAAAGCGAACGUCAGCAGCGUGCAGUUUUUACCGUUAAUGGGGAAAUUGCUGAAGACGGUUGUGGAGUUGUUGGAUUCGGCACAGUUCCGAUAACGGCUA